Cladocopium goreaui is the source of this 1503-nucleotide messenger RNA. The record is from the annotation of a GenBank genome assembly. NCBI's taxonomy places the organism in Eukaryota, Dinophyceae, Suessiales, Symbiodiniaceae.
AUGCCGCAAGACCGCGGCCCAAUUCCCAGUGCAAGUGAAGCCCUUAGGCAGUGUUCGUUCACCGAGAAGAUUAGCAUGGCCCCUGCAUGUGCUCGACGUUUGCAUGACCAGGUUCCGAAGAUUGAAUCCCAGGCAUUGGAAAAGGGAAAGGCGGCAGCAGAGUCAUGUUUGGUGCUGGGAUCCCAUGUUGUGCCUCAUUUUGAUUUGGUAGCGGAGCCCGUGUGUUCCGUAACAGGGUUGUGCUGCCAUCUCCGAGUCUUGCUCUUCAUGCUGUUGACCAUGUUGCUAAGUGUGUCCGCACUCCUUGAUUUGCCAAUCAUUGGUUUUGAAUCUGCUGAAUUUCGCACGGUGUCUCGAAAUGAGAGCCUUCCUGAACUCACCAAUGUGACAACCUGGAUGCAUCGUGCGAAUCGUAGUGUUGAUUCCAAAGCCAUUACAGCCCUGCUUGACAAUGUCUUGAGCAAUGCAACCGACAAAGCCGAACGAUCUGUUGAGCAUAGGAUCAUGGAACUUCUGGGAACCGACAUUUCGACCAGAGAAGUGUUUCAAAUGCUGGCUCGUGAGCAGUUGAUGGACGAAGAACAAACCAGACAGUAUGAAGCAUUGGACUUGCACGAAUCCCUCAUGAGUGGUGAUCCUUUACCAGGUCGUCGCAACAGCAGUCACAUGAGCAUGAUUGGGAGCAGCAGCACCCAUGCUGAGAGCAGUCAUGAGUCCAAUGCCCAAGAUGAAUUCGGAAGAUCUUUGAUCGAGAUCAAUGAACAGGGUACUGACACCGAUGGUCGUGAAGUGCCUGACAUGAACUAUGGUGUGGUUGUGGAUCGCUUGCGUGUUUUUUGGAGUCAUAAUUUUCGCAACCGAAUCACAUUGAAGAGGACGCCAUUUUUCUUUUUGUUCUGUGCAAUUUCGCUGAUGGGUAUGCUGAGCUGUUUCGGGUGUAUGAUGCAUCCUGGCCCAAGACCUCAUCCACCCAGAAGCCAUGCACAUGUGGGGGACGCUGGUCCUCCAUAUGUGGGAACAGCCACUCUGAAAGUACCACCAGCAUGGUCAGCAGAGCGUGCCCACUGGUACUCGCUUCGGGCCUGGCUGUCCGACCUGAUUCUAUGGUCGGCCAGCACAGAUGUUGAACCCGCUCGACAAGGUCCAAUAGCCGCCUUGCAAAUCAGCGGGGCCGCGAGAGAGCUGGUCCGAGAAAUUCCGCCCAAUGUGUUGCAAAAUGGACGUGUCGACCCCCAAACUGGAGCCCACACAGCAGGGCUCAUGGUGCUUGCAGAGACCCUGAUAACCAGAUACGGCCCUCUGGAAGCUGAGAUCAGCACGCGUGCCAUCAGUGAACUCAUCCAUAUCCGUCGCAUGCAGCAUGAACCGGUAGAUGCCUUCUUAGUCCGUUUUGACGUGCUCAGGAACCGAGCUGCCAACCGAGCAGGAAUGGCAGUCAACUACAAUGGACUGAGCUGGAUCUUGCUGAACGCGUUAGGAAUAGGACCUGAUCAGUGGGACUGA